AGAUGGCGACGCAGUCGUCGUCCGGGGUGGCGGCGGCAGAGGGGGCGGCGGCCGUGGCGGCAGCGGCGACGGCAGCCGUGACGGCGACGGCGCGGGGCCUGGGCCGGGGGAAAUGAGGCGGCCGCGGCGGGCCAGCGGCGGAGCCGUGUAGCGGAGAAGCGGCACCCCUUCCCUGCUUCCCUUGGCCGAGCCGGGGGCGCGCGCGCGCGCGGCCGUCUGGAGCGGACUCCCCACCCUCGACUCCCGCGACCCGCACCUCACCCCCAUCCGGGCCCGGAGGAUGAUGAAGCUCAAGUCGAACCAGACCCGCACCUAUGACGGCGAUGGCUACAAGAAGCGGGCCGCGUGCCUGUGUUUCCGUAGCGAGAGUGAGGAGGAGGCUGCCACACCAUCACCCCCACCCACAAAUCAAGCAUGGAGUGUAGAGGAAGUUCCUUUUGACUGGAGGCAGGGGUGCAGGGUGCUACUCGUGAGCAGUAGUCGCCAUCCAGACCGAUGGAUUGUCCCUGGAGGAGGCAUGGAGCCCGAGGAGGAGCCAAGUGUGGCAGCGGUCCGUGAAGUCUGUGAGGAGAUAUAUCCCCCAUCAAAAAUAACGCAGGCUGGAGUAAAAGGGACAUUGGGAAGAUUAGUCGGAAUUUUUGAGAACCAGGAGAGGAAGCACAGAACGUAUGUCUAUGUGCUCAUUGUCACAGAAGUGCUGGAAGACUGGGAAGACUCAGUUAACAUUGGAAGGAAGCGGGAAUGGUUUAAAAUAGAAGAUGCCGUAAAAGUGCUGCAGUAUCACAAACCGGUGCAAGCAUCGUAUUUUGAAACGUUGAGGCAAGGCUACUCAGCCAACAAUGGCACCCCGCUCGUGGCCACCACUUACUCAGUUUCUGCUCAGAGCUCGAUGCCAGGCAUCAGAUGACUGAAGAUUUCCUGUAAGAGAAAUGGAAAUUGGAAACUAGACUGAAGUGCAGGUCUUCCCUCUCACCCUUGCUCUUUCACCUCUCCUCACAGGCCUCCUCUUUCAAAUAAGGCAUGAUGGGCAGCAGAGAAAGGGUUUAUUGAUAAUGUUGCUGUUUGGUGUUAAGUGAUGGGGCUUUUUCUUCUCUUUUUAUUGAGGGGGUGG
Messenger RNA from Mesoplodon densirostris (Blainville's beaked whale), 1111 nucleotides. RefSeq names its product nudix hydrolase 3 (gene NUDT3). The record is from RefSeq and is a predicted model, not a curated record. Gene Ontology annotation, biological process: diadenosine hexaphosphate catabolic process; adenosine 5'-(hexahydrogen pentaphosphate) catabolic process; diphosphoinositol polyphosphate metabolic process. The transcript has 7 exons. Gene Ontology annotation, molecular function: diphosphoinositol-polyphosphate diphosphatase activity; bis(5'-adenosyl)-pentaphosphatase activity; endopolyphosphatase activity. NCBI's taxonomy places the organism in Eukaryota, Metazoa, Chordata, Mammalia, Artiodactyla, Ziphiidae. Gene Ontology annotation, cellular component: cytoplasm; nucleus. The coding region runs from base 281 to 907 and encodes 208 amino acids.